Cuscuta campestris is the source of this 1543-nucleotide messenger RNA. The record is from the annotation of a GenBank genome assembly. NCBI's taxonomy places the organism in Eukaryota, Viridiplantae, Streptophyta, Magnoliopsida, Solanales, Convolvulaceae.
GGGGAUCGGAAUUCAUUCUCUCUAAACUCCCUUGUAAAAGCACCCGUGCAUUCUCUAUUAUAAUAUAACUUGGGCUACAGGUGUUCCACCUAAAGUCUUACCGGUCAAUUUGUGUGUUUUUACCUUCUUUACUUUACCAAAUCAAGCCAACUAUUCUAGACCCGGUCCAGUAUAGUUUGACCGGUCAUGUAAUUUACACCAUCAUUUUUGGCGCCAUCCGUGGGACCGUUAAGGUUUCUUCUCUUCUAAACACAAGCCUACCCACAAAAAACACCACUCAAAAUGUCUUCCAGUCAGCAAAUCAACACUACUUCCACUCAGGUGCAAGCCACCACCGAGGGUACCAGCAUCCCCAUCGCUGCUAUCCUACCAGCCAUUUCUGCUCCGGCGAUAUCGUUGGGAUUGAGCUCAAUCCCAACCCCGAGCGUGGUCGCCCCGUUCGCAAUCCCAGCUCCUUCGGCUGGACCGAGGGUCACAUUCCCACCAAGCAUGACUCAGUUCAUGAAUGACCCAGCCAACCUACAAGCCAUCCACGGCUUUGGCCAGACGCCGGUGCCGCAGUCAUCACCUUUCCAGCCGCAGCUGGUCAGCACCAUGGCACCUGUCAACUUGACUGGUGCGCUUAACGCCGCAGGGCCAUCGCGUCCCCAGCAAGGUACGAAUCCACAAAUCACCCCCGAUGGUCACUGCGUCUCAGUGGAGAGCGGAGACGACGAGUGGGACAUUCCAAGGGCCCACAAGAAAAAGAAGGGAAAAACCAUCCGACCAGCCACUUCCCGAAACUCCGCCUUCGAAAGGCUGGGGGACAGGGAAGAAGGUCAGAGAAAAUCAGCCAAGCUGAGGCUGGGGCAAAGUGUCGCCCAUGUCAGCGCAUUCGCCCGGUUAGGCGAGGUGAGGGAGGCUGAGCCUGCCCGCACCCAACGCUCCCGGUCUAACCGGCAGGAGCCAGCCAGGACGAAGGCCUCUCGUCAGGAAGAGGAAGCAGAAAGCCAGCCUAGGGUGCCGGUGGCUAACCGGUUAACCGUCCCGAACGACCGCGUCCAACAGAUGGAGGCGAAGUUGGAGAGGCUGGAAAAGAAGGUGGGGGAAAAGAACGACCGAGACAAACCCCUUGCUGGGUCCCUGUUCACCACACGGGUCCAUCUGACACCUUUCCCGCGAAAGGUCAAGAUCGACGCCCCUAGGUUCACCGGGAAGGAGGAUCCAGAAAUCCAUCUAGAUUCUUUCAAUAAGAGUGCAACCAUGAAUGGUUGUACAGAUGAAGAAAAGUGCCUCCUUUUCUUCCAGACCUUGCGAAAUCGAGCCACUGAAUGGUUCAACAAGCUUCGCCCAGGGAGCAUCGAUUCGUUCAGCGACUUGGCCUCGAAGUUCAAGGCCAAGUUCCAGGAGAACUGUACUAAGAGGAAGAAAUUCACCUAUCUUAGAGUUCUGCCGGAAACCCCUGGCCACGUAUCAGGAGGCCUACCACACUGCAUGGGAGUUUGCUGAGGCUGAAACCCAACUCCGGGCGAAGAAGGAAGCCGAGCAUGGGUUCAAGCCCAAG